AUGAAGAGGGCCGCGGGCACGCUUUCGGGGUCUGCACCAACACACCUGGGAGACUUCCUACGCGUCACACAGGGCGCGUACCUGGUCGCGGAUCAAUUUGCGGCCCAGGCGGCGGUGAACAACCGCGCAUCGAUGCUGGGCCGCGCCAUCUUCCGCUCACCGCCCCCUGCCAUGCGCACCACCAGCGCCGAUGCUGCCACAGCCACGGCCCCACAAACUGGAGCAUCUGCUGCAGAAAUCGCCACAACCCAGGAUGUGGCGGCGUCGUCAUCGGUGCUAGCACCGCCAGUUGUUGUUCCCAUCCCUCCCGUUGCUCCUGCACCCACCACGGCAACUGCACUCCCUCCCCACGCCGUACACUCUCCCGUGCCGCCCUCUGCCCCAGCGCCUUCUGCCCUCGCGGAAUCCACCCCAGCACCCCAAGCGGCGAAGUUGAGUGGUGCCGGUGCCAAGGUGGAGGCCCAGGCUCCACCGCUGGAAGAACCACUCACGAAGACUGCGCCACCGCCGCGACCGACAUUCGACCGGAUCAAAUACCUCCAAGAGCAACAGCAACGAAUCAAAGAGAACUCCAAGCAGCGAAAGGUCCCGAGCUCGCAGGUCGGCAGGCUCUGGCACUUUGGCGGCCUGGGCGUGAGGAUGGGGAUGGGGACCCUUGGCGAAGCCGCUAUGAGGACGGUGGGGCUUGGGAGUUCCGCAUCGGCUCAUCCGGCAGUCACUCCCGCCAACGCUCAGAGACUGACCAACACCCUCGGACGAAUGCGCGGGGCGGCAUUGAAACUGGGGCAAAUGCUCUCCAUUCAAGAUUCUGCCCUGAUCCCGCCAGAGCUGGCCGAAAUCCUUGAUCGAGUCCGCUACGCAGCCGACAGGAUGCCAGACCAGCAGUUGGAGGUGCCGAUCACCAAAUGGCUCCAAUACACUCGCCAGCUGACAAAUCUCACUGCGCUGUCCCAUACAGGAUGUCAUGAACCAUGA
Molecule: messenger RNA, 975 nt
Organism: Acanthamoeba castellanii str. Neff
Lineage: Eukaryota; Discosea; Longamoebia; Acanthamoebidae
Exons: 7
Coding region: 1-975 (324 amino acids)
Biological process (GO): ubiquinone biosynthetic process
Cellular component (GO): extrinsic component of mitochondrial inner membrane
Molecular function (GO): kinase activity
Source: RefSeq, a predicted model, not a curated record